Aphis gossypii (cotton aphid) is the source of this 2207-nucleotide messenger RNA. RefSeq names its product tRNA (uracil-5-)-methyltransferase homolog A-like. NCBI's taxonomy places the organism in Eukaryota, Metazoa, Arthropoda, Insecta, Hemiptera, Aphididae. Gene Ontology annotation, molecular function: RNA methyltransferase activity; nucleic acid binding. Gene Ontology annotation, biological process: RNA processing. The coding region runs from base 145 to 2091 and encodes 648 amino acids. The transcript is spliced from 9 exons. The record is from RefSeq and is a predicted model, not a curated record.
UUUGAAUUUAAUAAAUAAAAUAUUUAAUAUUUCAAUUGAAUGCAAGUCGCUACUUUUAUUUAAAAGUUUAAAACAUAAUUUUAUUUGUAAUCAUUGUGUACUCAUAAAAUUUUUAUAAAAAAUCAUUUACCUACUAUUAACACAAUGGAAAUGAAUGCUGAUAAUCAUUUAGAACCAGCACCCAAGGAAAUUCAAAUAAAAUCUGAGGAAAAUGUAAAUGAAAUCGUACCAGUAAAAAAUGAAGACGAAACGGAAUCAAUUGCUAAGGAAAUGCAAAUAAAAUAUGAAGAAAAAGUGAAUGAAUUAGAAUCAGAUAAAAAAGAAUCGGGGGCCGAAGAAAUUCAACUAAAAUCUGAGGAAGAAAACAGAGAAAUAGAUCCAGAAGAAAAAGAAAAUCAAUCUGAAUCAGUCGUAAAAGAAGACCCUUUUGCUUAUUUAGAUCGAGAUGAUUUUACUUCUGAAAAGUAUAAGAUAGAAAUAAGAAAUCUUCCAAAACAUUAUGGAAUUGCUGAAUUCAAAAAAUUGAUCAAUACAAAGUUGGAAUUGAAUUGCUCCAAAGUUAAAACCCCUAACCGUAAUGGAAAAUGGCUCUAUAUGUGUUUUCGUUCCGAAGAAGACAAAAAUACAGCUCUGAGUACUUUAAAUGGAUAUAAUUGGAAAAAUACAAAAUUAGAUGCUAGUAAUGCCAAAGCUGUUCCUGAUCCAUUAGUAAAAAAACGUAAUGAACAAUUUGAUGAUUGUCCAGAGGUUAAAAAAAUUAAAUUAAACAAUGCUGGCGCAGAACAACAGAUGAUAAGUUCUGUGACACCUUUUUAUAAUAUAUCUUAUACAGAGCAAUUAACUAAAAAAACCAGUUCUAUUAAAAAUGUUCUUAUGGAUUAUAGUAGACGUUUGAAACGAAUUAAAUGUGGUCAAGCUAUAGUUGAUUGGUUAAAAAAACAACAAAAUACAAAUAAUGGUCUUCCAUGUGAACUUUUGGAAAUACAAAGUCUUAAAAAUGAUCCAGAGAAAUGUGUUGGUUAUAGAAAUAAAUGUGAAUUUACUAUAGGCAUGGAUGUAGAAAACAAAGAACCAAUUGUUGGCUUUCGCGUUGGUGCAUAUAACCAGGGAAAAACUUGUGUUGCUCCCAUUGAUAAUAUUUUGAAUGUUCCUCAACGUAUGAAAGAUGUCGUUAAAUGUUUUCAAGAUUUAGUUAGAGCUUCUAAAGUUCCUGUAUUUGAUCCUGAAAAUUAUACAGGUCAUUGGCGUCAGUUAACUGUAAGGCUGAGCUUAAAAACUGGACAACUGAUGUUAAUUUGUGUCGUUCAUACAGAAAACAUGGAGGACUCUGCCCUGACUUCUUUAAAACAAUUAAUCUUAAGUUAUUUCACUGAAGGGGCUGGAACUGAUUGUAAAGUGGAUUCUCUUUACUUUCAAAAAGCAAAAAAAAGAGCGGCUGGGGAAGGAAAUUCAUUUCCCUUAGAAUUGUUACAUGGACAGGGAUAUAUCAUUGAAGAAGUGAAAGGUCUUAAGUUGAGAAUUUCACCUGAAUCGUUUUUUCAAAUAAAUACAGCUGCUUCUGAAGUAUUGUUUGAUGCUGCUAAAGAUUUAGCUUCCAUUAACUCUCAAACUACAGUCUUAGAUGUGUGUUGUGGUUCUGGUACAAUAGGCCUAUCUAUAGCUAAAGACUGUGCUCAAGUAAUUGGUGUAGAAAUUCAAGAAGAAGCAGUUAAUAUGGCAAAAUUAAAUGCCACUGAAAAUGGUAUCACAAAUGCAAUAUUCUUUGCUGGAAAAGCUGAAGAAGUAAUGAACAGACGUGAAUUUCAGAACCCAGAAAAUGCUAAUGAUGUAGUUGCCAUAGUCGAUCCGCCUAGAGCAGGAUUACAUAAUAAAGCGAUAUUGCUUCUACGAAGGAUGACACAUUUGAAACGAUUAGUAUAUAUGUCUUGUAACCCUAAAGGGGCUAUGCAAAAUUUUUUAUCGUUGUCUAUGGCUGAAUCUAAAACCAAACAAGGUGCUCCAUUUGUACCAGUGAAAGCUGUUCCUGUUGAUAUGUUUCCACAAACACCACAUUGUGAACUUAUAGUGUAUUUUGAACGACUUGAAAGUUAAUUUUUUUUCAUGGGCCAAAAUUAAAAUAUAAUUGCUUUGUUUAUAUAUUAUUAAAAAUAAAUGUUGAGUAAUUCAGCCCUUAUAUUUAAUUAUGUUACUCGACUGCCUGUUGUUAA